This is a messenger RNA of Xyrichtys novacula (pearly razorfish), 5012 nucleotides long. The record is from the annotation of a GenBank genome assembly. NCBI's taxonomy places the organism in Eukaryota, Metazoa, Chordata, Actinopteri, Labriformes, Labridae.
AUGUCGGAGACUCAGAAAGGAGACCUAACAGACUCAGAGCGGAGGAUCCUGCAAGUGAUCUCUGCAGGUAAAAACAUUAUUGUUUUAGGCCUAUUUAGUUUACACAGAUCAACUGUCUUUAUGAAAAAUGAAAAAGUAUCCUCUUGCCUAAAAAACUUUUUUUUUUAAAAUGUAGUAAAGAUUAAAAUUUCUUUGAAUAAUUUAACAGUGUAAACAAGGAAAACAGUUCUGUUCUCCUUGUCUCAGGCUUCUGUUCAAAUUUGUUUAAAAAAAGCCUCUGUUUAAGAUUUGAAUCAAAACUUCUGUUUAAUAUUUUUAUUUAAAGCUCCUGUUUAAAUUUUACUUAAAGCCCCUAUGUAUACGUUUAUUUAAAGCCUCUAUUUAAAUUUUGAUCAAAAACUCCUUUUUUAAAUUUUAUUCAAACAUCCUGUUUAUUUUUUUUUUAAUUUGAAGCUCCUUUUUAUAAUUUUUUUUAAAGUUUCUGUUUAUAAUUUCAUUUAAAGUCCCUUUGAAUUUCAAUUAAAGCUCCUGUUUAAAUUUAAUUAAGAGCUUAUGUUUAAAUUUUAUCUAAAGCUUCUUUUUACAUGUUAUCUAAAACUCCUAUUUCUAGUUUUUUAUUGGUACUCCUGAUCUGUUCUUAUCUUAAAUAAUAAUCAAUCCAUUAAUCAGUCAAUCAAAUAAACUUUAUUUAUAAAGCAACUUUCAGAGGAUCUCUGUGCUUCUAUGUGCUUUUCUGUGUGUGUGUGUGUAAACUGUGUGAAACUGUAAUACAAAGUGCUGUUCUUUAUUAUAAUCUAUUCCAUUAUGUUCUAUAUCAGUAGUAUUUUUUUGUCAUCUUUGUUGACUCUUCUUCUUUUUUUGUCCUGGAGUUUAAACUUUAUCUCAUGUUUGUAGGAGACGUUCAGGAGGCUGCUGAGCUGCUUGCUAACAACAACAUCCGGAUAAACUGUCUGGACGAGGUAUGAAACGUGAUUAUUAAUAUUAGUGAUAUUAACAGUUUGCCAAUAAACGAUUAUUUAAGUGUUUUUCUCGAAUGAGUCUUCGUACAUCUGAACAUUAUUAUCCUGUUAGAUAACACACUGAGACCCAGAGAGGGCCUUGAACCUCAGGCUUAGACACACUGAAUCCUUCAUAACUAUGAUUUUCACAGUCCAUUCCCCCACCCCCUAACUCACCCCUCCCAUGAUGCAUCAGUGCUGUCAGAGUGACCUGUUAACUCUGUGACGGGGGACAGGUGGAGAUGACUGAGAGUUCACAACAAAAGACGCAAACACUUAACAUAGCUCACAGACCCUCAAUGUCAUCUACAGCUGACAGACAUAUAAACACAUAUCAGCUGACAGGUCCCUGAAUGCAGCAUGCAGUCUGUAAGUGAUAGGCUGUGAUUCAGUGAAGCUGUUUCCUGCUGCAGCUUUUUAUCUCUGCGUCUCUGCAGAAACUGAAGAUGAAAAUAAGACUGUCAUCAUCAUGUAUAUAAUGGUUGUGUUUUCUCUGUGCUUUUGUGUGUGUUCUGACAGCAUGGGAUGACUCCUCUGAUGCAUGCAGCAUAUAAAGGUGAUUCUGAGAUGUGUCGUCUGCUGCUGCAGCACGGAGCUGAUGUGAACUGUAACCAGCACGAGUUCGGCUACACGGCACUGAUGUUUGCUGGACUUUCAGGUAAACACACCUGAUGAUCUGACCAAUCCUCACACACUAACAAGAGUUGAAAUAUUUCUUCAUUUUGGAAUCUUCACCUGCUGCAGGAAAGACGGACAUCACCUCCAUGAUGCUGGAUGCAGGAGCAGAGACGGACCAGGUCAACUCUGUGGGACGGACUGCAGCUCAGAUGGCGGCCUUCGUAGGUCAGAAGCUCAGACAAAAGCCUUAAAUUCAAGAAACCCCCUGAUCCUAAUCCUCACCUUAAACCUUAACUUAACCCUAAACCAAAACUCGAACCUGACCUAAAAUGGACUCGAUCUGAUCCUUGACUAGACCUGAACCUGACCCUGAUUCCACCCCCUCUCCUUCAGGUCAGCACGACUGUGUCACAGUGAUCAAUAACUUCUUCUCGCCAGCGAGGCUCGAGUACUUCACACGUCCUCAGGGCCUGGAGAGGGAACCCAAACUGCCUCCCCGUCUGGCCGGACCCCUCCACAAGAUAAUUAUGACCACCAAUCUCAACCCUGUCAAGGUGAGGCUGAAAACCACUCAUAUGUUUACCUGCUGCACUUUCCUCUUACAACACCAGUGAAAGGACAGAGAAGCACUGGGUGAGUGUUUCCAGGAUGUUUUGUUUUACACUUUUGCCUGACUAGCCUGUUCAAAAAAACCUCUGCUGAGCUUGACCCUCAGGGUGGGGGUAAGUGAUCUACAAAAUGGUCACUGCACAGAUGCUCACGAUAACUACUGUUUCUGAUUGCACAUCAACCAGCUGAUUAGAGUGAUCUUAGACAAUUUAGUCUUUUUAAACCUGUGGAGGGCGGCAUCCAGGGACUCUGUAGUCCCACUGGAUUAUUUAAAGGUCUGGAGAUGCCUGGUGGACAGGGGGGAGCUUCCUGUCUGAUUGGGACCCAGGACUUGUGAUCCUGGAUUGUUCUGAACAAAUGUGUCACAGGGUGGAUCAGAAGAGGACCUGAUUCCAAAACACCUCAAGCUCAGGAUGAUUGGUUGGCUCUUCCCUGCACAGUCGAGUAAAGAGGAGAGCUGAAGCCAGGUGGUGAAACAUUUAUCUAAACUGGAUCCUCUUGAGUGCCUGAGUGCUGUGGAGGCCCUGAAGUCCACCUAAAACCUGUCAGAAGAACUAACCUCUCAUCUGGUCCAUGCACACUCCCAGAAUCCUGAGGAGGAUGUGGGACACACUGCCAAGCAGAAAGAAAUGUUUUAAAACCUCCUCAGACUGAGUGGGCGGAUGUUAAGAUUAUUUACAACCUCUGCCCUGUCAGAUACUUUGAUGUAUGAUAGAUUGUCGUUCAUGUGACUGUCCCUCCGGUCCCCCCAGAUAGUCCUACUGGUCCGGGAAAACCCAGUCCUGGUGGAUGCUGGUGCUCUGCAGCGGUGUUCUCAGGUGAUGGAUCUGCUGUGUGAGCAGUGCGUGAAGCAACAGGACAUGAACGAGGUGCUCGCCAUGAAGAUGCACUACAUCAGUUGUGUGCUACAGAAAUGUGUUUCCUUCCUGCACAGGCGGGACGACAAGCUGGACACACUCGUCAAAAGGUGAGUCUGAAGAAACCUGCAGACCGUCAUUCACACUGAAUGUAGACAAAAUAAUUUGUGUUGGUAGAUUAUAUGAAAAUUUAAUGCAAAAACGCAAUUGGACGCACAUUCUACUCAGGUGACACUAGUGACAUGAAUGAUGUGAUGCAAAAAGUGCAAAUUGAGCAUAUUAUAUUUGCAAAAGGUGAGUGAAUUUGCUUCCCUUAACCCCCUUGAGAUGCUAAUUUAAGUUAUUAUUUACUAUUCUAAGUUGUAAAUAAACUCUGUCAUUGGUCAUUUUUCAGCCUGCUGCGGGGCAGGGACAGCGAUGGCUUUCCUCAGUACCAGGAAAAAUUCAUCAGGGACUGUAUCCGGAAGUUUCCGUACUGCGAGGCAACUCUGCUGCAGCAGCUGGUGAGCAGCUUUGCAGCUGUAGAGAUUGUAAGUGAAGAAGACAAGCAGAGAUUCAGAGCGUGUUAGCAGCAGCUGAUGGUCUGGCAUGUUUUUUCUCUUGGUUUGUCUGUUAAACUUCCAAUGUCGUGGUUUCCAGGGCAACGACCCCACGGCAUUCUCUGUGCUAAAUCAGGCUCUGACGGGUCAGAUGGCAUUGGUUGAUGCUGAUUACUGCGCCACUUGUGGAGAGAGGGGGGCGGACAAGAAGUGUUCUCUCUGCAAAGCUGUAAGUAUGAGGUCCGAAGAAGAAGAAGAAGAAAUAAAUAUGAGUUUGUUUCCAGGUUACUACAGGUGGGAAUACCUGAGAGUACAAAGGUGUUUGAGGACCAGUUUAUAUACAAAUUUAAUAUGUGUGUAUAUCUUUAUGUGUAAAGAUAAUAGAUAAGAUAAUACAGCAGCUUAUAUUUCAGGUUUUUAUGAGAGUUUGUAUCUGAGUAAUGACAGGUUAUACCUGACUGUGAACAAGAGGUGAUAAAUCAUUGUAAAUAUGAAUUGAUAUGUAAUAAUAAUAGCAUAAUAAUCAUAAUAAUGAUACAUUUUAUUUAUAUAGUUGGUUUCAUGGCACUCAAAGACACAAAGAGCAAGAAAACAGAGUAGCAGAUAGGAUAAAAAGCACAGUAAAGAAACAGUAAAAACAGGCUUAAAUACAGAUGCAUCAACGAUUGAAGCAGAUUUGAACUUAAUAAAUACUAAAUAACCUCAUAAAUAUGAGGUUUUAUGUCUCGGUCAAUCUAAGAGUAUGAAUCAAAGUUUAUACUACAAAAGGACAACUGUGCGCAAGUUUAGGCAGGUAUAUUAAGCCACACCGAUUUCACACCUUUUACAGUAAUAUCUGACGGACAGAUGCUCUUAGUUUUGGGGUCAGUUAAGACUGAAAACCUUCCUUUCUUUUUCUGACUGACUUUGUAUCAGAGUAGAUUUAAUGUUUUCCUUAGUUUUUUAACAGGAGGUCAUUUUGGUCCAAAAUGUUAGGUGUGUUUCCAGGUGUACAGUCUCAGGUGACUCUUUGUCCAUCCUCUCAGGUGUUGUACUGCAGUCUGGUGUGUCAGAAGCUUCACUGGUUCACUCAUAAGAGGAUGUGCGGCUCACUGCAGGAGCAGGACGCAGACCUGGAGGAGGACACGCCUACUCUCAAACAGCUGAAAGGUAAAGGUAUCACCUGUUUCACACACACACACACAAACACAGUACCCUAUAGUUAGCCUUUAUACUAAACUAGUUUCCUGUGUUAAUCAGAUGAUGAGAGUGACCUGGUGAUGGAGACGGCGAGCUUCCUGCAGGAGUUGUGUCUGCGGGCAGAGGAGAAGGUGGCGGCAGCGGGUGGGUGUCCUGUGGAGCUGCUGACCUGUCCCUCUAACUCCACCCAGAGGCCAACCUGCAGAGACUGA